GAUAGACCCGUUAUUCCUUGAAUGGAUAAAGAGUCACUUCUCAGUCGUUCUCUGACUGAGGUACAACAUCGAAACACCAUCACCAGCCGUGAAUGAUGAUGUGCUCAAUAGCACGGCGCUUCCGUCGCCUCGAUACAGUGCCUCGGGUUUCUAGUGUAAUUUCUGGUCGAUGUUUCUCCUCUGCGCUUCAGCAAAGUUCUCGAUCUCCGGAUGCGCCAUUUCGCAUGGCAGUAGUAGGAUCUGGACCGGCCGGGUUCUAUACUGCCUACCGAGUAAUGGGGAAAGUGCCAGGAGUGAAAGUGGAUAUGUAUGAGAGUCUUCCCGUACCGUUCGGUUUGGUUCGUCAUGGCGUUGCUCCAGAUCAUCCAGAGGUCAAGGUUGGUUACCCUAUAGAACAACUAGUAGACUAGAAUACUCACAUGACAAUAGAAUUGCCAAGAUAAAUUUGAUGAAAUUGCAUCACAGCCCAAUUUCACAUUCAUUGGUAAUGUUUCUAUUGGUCAUCCUGGCAACUCUUCGAAGCAUUGCACAAUAGAGUUGCAUAACCUCAUGCAGCACUAUGAUGCUGUUCUUUUCGCAUAUGGAGCAUCCGAAGACAAAAAACUCGGUAUCCCGGGCGAAUCGACCCUCAGCGGUAUUCACUCAGCGCGUGAGGUUGUAGGAUGGUACAACGGUCUGCCUGGAUGUUCAGGCUUAGACCUGGACCUCUCACAAGCCGAGGAAGCUGUGGUCAUCGGCCAAGGAAACGUUGCUCUCGAUGUUGCACGGAUGCUUUUGGAAGACAUUGACGUUCUCAGAAGAACGGAUAUUACAGAGAAGGCGCUUGAGACGCUGUCCAAAAGCAGGGUUAAGAGAGUCCAUGUAGUAGGAAGAAGAGGGCCGAUGCAGGCUUCAUUCACCAUCAAAGAGGUGCGGGAACUCAUGAAACUAAGAGACGUAGGGUUUUUACCCUUCAAUCGAUCACUCGUUCCCGAGGAUCUGAAGUCUUUGCCACGUGCCUCAAAACGACUCAUGGAAGUGCUGGUGAAGGGCUCAUCAACCCCCCACGAGACAGCUUCCAAGUCAUGGUCUUUGGAUAGCUGUUUCUCACCAAAGCAUUUUCUUGGAAACCAGGAUGCACCCUCCAAGGUGGCAAGUACUGAAUUCGACAUUACAGAACUCGCAGCACCAUUUGACCCCAAGUCAUCUGUCAAAGCCACUGGCAAGACCACUAUCCUGCCAUCUGAUGUUGUCUUCCGCUCGGUUGGAUACAAAUCCGUAGCUCUGCCUGGGUUUGCUGAAAUCGGUAUUCAAUUUGACGAUCGUCGCGGCGUUGUCGACAACGAUGGCCUUGGUAGAGUGACGAGGAUGGUUUCUGAUACGCAUGCUGGAGGUGCUCACAAUGAGAGGGUCCCCGGAGUAUACUGCGCCGGUUGGGUCAAGAACGGUCCGACCGGAGUGAUCGCAUCUACUAUGCAGGACGCCUUCACGACGGGUGAUGCGAUUGUUCACGACUGGCUAUCAGGCGGUCGCUUUCUCAACGCUUCAAAUCAUGACAGUGUGACAGGGUGGGAGGGCCUGAGACACGACGCUGGGCCAUCAACAUGUCGAGCCGUUGCGUGGGACGACUGGAGGCAGAUUGACCGCGCAGAACGAGAGCGUGGGCAAAAGAAUGGAAAAGAGAGAGAAAAGUUCACGAGCACGGAUGAAAUGUUGACUGUCCUCGAAUGAUACCAGAGACGGGCACUUUAACUGUUUGUAUAUUACAUCACUCUGUACUUCACACCCUGUACACCUAGAUGCUUAGGAGCUCUUGACCUUCUCAGUCAGCUCAGGUACCUUUUCGAAUAAGUCACCAACCAGACCGACAUCGGCAACCUGGAAGAUGGGAGCAUCGGGAUCCUUGUUAAUCGCAGCAAUGACCUUGCUAUCCUUCAUACCUGCAAGAUGUUGAAUCGCACCCGAGAUGCCCACGGCCAUGUACAACUGAGGAGCAACAACCUUGCCUGUUUGACCCACCUGCAGACUGUUAUCGGCAUAGCCACUGUCAACAGCAGCACGAGAGGCACCGACAGCAGCACCAAGGGCAUCAGCGAGGGGAAGCAUGACCUUGUCGAACUCCUCCUUGGACUUGAGACCACGCCCUCCGGACACGACGCGGCUUGCAGUCGAAAGAUCAGGACGGUCUGACUUGGCCAAAUCUUCCGACACCCACUCGGUAGGUGACUCGGGCUUGGAGUCAACUCCAUCCUCAACGGUGGCGGAACCUCCUUCUAGGGGACCAGCAGCGAAGGCAGUUCCUCGAAUGGUGAUGACCUUGACAGAGUCUGAAGACUCAACGGUGGCGAUCGCAUUACCGGCGUAGAUGGGACGG
Molecule: messenger RNA, 2353 nt
Organism: Fusarium odoratissimum NRRL 54006
Lineage: Eukaryota; Fungi; Ascomycota; Sordariomycetes; Hypocreales; Nectriaceae
Product: ferredoxin-NADP+ reductase
Exons: 2
Coding region: 550-1710 (386 amino acids)
Biological process (GO): ubiquinone biosynthetic process
Cellular component (GO): mitochondrion
Source: RefSeq, a predicted model, not a curated record